AUGGCGCUGCCUCUCCGCUCCAUUGAGAGGCUUCCCCAGAAGAGUUGGGACACCACGAAAUUGUGCUCCACUUUGGUAAAUACAAAUGUUCUUAUCUGUGAUGCUGGCAUCUUCUCAGCGGCCGGGCCUCCAAAGCCGUUGCCUCGUGAAGUGUCGGCGUCGUUCUGGCAGGGUUUUUUUUUUUUGGACAAUGAGGCUGCGUCUUCAGCGACUGGCAAGUACUUGGAGGGGCCUCCAGGGCUGCGGCAGGAUCCACUACGCGUAAUAAAUCAGACGCUACUUGUGCAGGAAGAGACUGAACAGCGGUGA
Messenger RNA from Trypanosoma rangeli, 309 nucleotides. RefSeq lists its product as uncharacterized. Bases 1 to 309 code for a protein of 102 amino acids. The transcript has a single exon. The record is from RefSeq and is a predicted model, not a curated record. Lineage: Eukaryota; Euglenozoa; Kinetoplastea; Trypanosomatida; Trypanosomatidae.